AAGAAGGAGAAAGAAAGAGAAGUGGAGUAUGAAACAGUUAAGGGGGAUACAGCUCAUUAAUCAGUAAUACACACUUGGUUAUUUCCAGAUUUUUGCCUUAGCUUGUUCUAUAAGAGUGGACGAAGGAUUCAGUAGCAGGAGGACCAGCGGACGACGCAAGAUCUCCUCUCAGACUCUCCAGCAGACUCAAAGAUGACUCGCUCCUUAAGAGACUGGUUCAAAGAUUACAGGUUAGAGCAACGCAGUCACAAAAAACGAGUCGUCACCAAAGAUGGCCGCUGCAACAUCAAGUUUGGCAACGUGAUGCACAGAAACCGCUUCACCUACGUCCUCGACUUUUGGACCACCUUGGUGGAAACCCGAUGGCGGUUCAUCAUCUUCUAUUUUGUGGCAUCCUACACCCUUAGCUGGUUCAUCUUCGGACUCUUGUGGUACUGGUUAGCAAGAAGCAAUGGUGACCUGUUGUGGCAGAAUCCACCACCAGAUCACAACCCAUGCGCUUACAGCCUUAAUGAUAUGACUUAUGCCUUCCUCUACUCGUUGGAGACCCAAGGCACAGUUGGGUAUGGCAAUGUAUAUGUCACUGAUCAAUGUCCUGGAGGUGUGGCUCUAAUUAUAAUCCAGAUGAUCGUAGGACUCUUUAUCCGUAUCUUCUGGGGUGGUAUAGUUAUAACCAAAAUCACCCUUCCAAAAAAGAGAGCCAAGACCAUCACCUUCAGUGAAUCUGCUGUCAUCUGCCCCAAAAAAGGCACUCUUUGCCUUCAAAUCCGUGUUGCCAACCUGCGCAAGACCUUAAUGAUCGGCAGUCAGAUUUACGGGAAGCUUCUGAGGACAACAGUCACUGGAGGUGAAACCAACAUCUUGGACCAGGUCAGCAUCAAUUUCAUGGUGGACGCCGGUAAAGACAAUCUGUUUUUCGUGUGUCCUUUAACCCUGUACCACAUCAUUGACAAAAGCAGCCCAUUUUUCGACAUGGCUGUGGACACGAUGCAUCAGCAGGACUUUGAGCUUGUGGUUUUCCUGGAUGGCAUGGCCGAAACCACCAGCUCCUCCUGCCAGGUCAGGACUUCAUACAUCCCUCAGGAGAUCAUGUGGGGCUAUGACUUUCUCCCGAUCAUCUCCCGCAGUAAAGAGGGAAAAUACCGAGUGGACUUUUCCAACUUUACCAAAGUGGUGCCUGUUCCUACCGCACAUUGCUCCCGCUGCUACCACAAUGAGCCCGGAAACCAUCUCGAGGGCACUGACAACAAGAGUUUUGAGGUGUUCGACAUGGAGCUUCCCAACGGCAACAAAAUGUAAUGCUUUUUGACUGACUGACUGACAAUAUCUUGCACUAGCCAGAAACAUUGAACACUAUGUCACAAUCCCAGUUCUAUCCCUUAGCUCAUCCCCUUACCCCUCAUUUUGCCUAUUAAUGUGAAGGCGUAGGGGUUUCCCAAUUUUCUUUAGCUUGAAGGCCUUGGUCUAAGGGGAAGAGCUAGAUAGCCCUUGAAAUGGAGAUUUUCCAGGACCACACUAGAAAUCGAAAGGGUACGAAAAUUUCCCAGAACACAGCAGCUACAACAGCAACAUGGCUGCAUACGUCAGGAGAUGCACAAAUUUGAGUGUUGUUUUGGUAUUA
This is a messenger RNA of Danio rerio (zebrafish), 1621 nucleotides long. It is a transcript of the gene kcnj1a.4, whose product is annotated as potassium inwardly rectifying channel subfamily J member 1a, tandem duplicate 4. The record is from RefSeq and is marked predicted. NCBI's taxonomy places the organism in Eukaryota, Metazoa, Chordata, Actinopteri, Cypriniformes, Danionidae. Gene Ontology annotation, molecular function: inward rectifier potassium channel activity. Gene Ontology annotation, cellular component: plasma membrane; membrane. Gene Ontology annotation, biological process: potassium ion transport; potassium ion import across plasma membrane; regulation of monoatomic ion transmembrane transport.